Molecule: messenger RNA, 2200 nt
Organism: Porites evermanni
Lineage: Eukaryota; Metazoa; Cnidaria; Anthozoa; Scleractinia; Poritidae
Source: the annotation of a GenBank genome assembly
GAGCCGUACGAUUCCGAUUAUUUGUGGGUUGUUGUGGUCGGUUUCAUUGUCGCUUUCAUCUUAGCUUUUGGUAUUGGAGCAAAUGAUGUAGCAAAUUCGUUUGGGACCUCUGUUGGAGCCAAAGUAUUAACUCUACGACAGGCUUGUGUGAUAGCCACCAUUUUUGAGCUUGCUGGAGCUAUUCUUAUUGGGGCAAGAGUUUCAGGUAUGCGAUAAGUAUAUUCUGUGCUCAAGCUUUAUAUAAGCCUAUUGUUAUGCAAUUAAUACUGAACCUUCUAUAUAGCAAAAAACCACAGUAGUUCAGCGCUUUGCCCCAACAGAAUAAAUUCAUAUUAUAUUUCAUAUUUGGCUGCGAUUAAAGGGUGGUAUUUUCGUUGGAAUAGCGCGGAUUAAUAUCUUUUUCACUGGCCGCAUUCCACGUGCGGAUCGCUGGUUUUUAUAUACGGUUCAAUCGCGAAUGUGAACUAUGACCUUGAAAAUUAGAACUUUUUUCAUCAAAACUGUUCAGCCUAUUAUAUGCGAUAAGCGCCAAUUUUUGACAAUUAUCGAGAACCUGAAUAAACAUUGCUGUCAUGGAAUGUGCAUAAAAGGCGGAUAACUGAUGCUCGCUUUACGGUUGGAUUCCUUCGCAAUUUUUUUGGUCUGUUUCAGCCUUUUAAAGAGAAAAAUACCUCCAGGAGUCCAGGUCAUUGCUUGUUAAAGUUUGUUAAUUGAUUAAUAUUGAUUUUCUUGCAAAGAACAUUUUUUAGUGUACCAAUGUAAAAAUAAUUGUUCAUAUUUUGUACAAGAAGUUUAUCAUAAAAAACCCUUUUUGUUUUUACUCCAAUUUGAACCUGAUUGUUUUGUGUCAAAGGAUUAAUAUAAUAGUGAACAUGCAUAAAUUUAUAACUCAAUGAAGCAUGUUCAGUAAUUGUUGUGGUUGUUUGAACUAUAUCUUCUGAUAUCCUCAAAUUUUUCAAAUUUGAUUUUACAGAUACAGUUCGAAAGGGCAUCAUAGACAUUAAUUCCUUUAAUGGUACGGAACAGCUUGCUAUGAUUGGUUCUCUCAGUGCUUUAAGUGGGACAGGAAUUUGGCUGAUAGUUGCCACGUUCUUUAAUCUUCCUGUUUCUGGGACACAUAGUGUUGUGGGAGCAACGAUGGGUUAUGCAUUAGUGGCACAUGGAAUAAAAGGGAUUCAGUGGAAAACUUUUGGAAUGAUCGGUGAGAUUAUUUUUAAUAGCUAGGGUAUGUAUAUGAACAUGACCACCUAAAUUCAAUACACCUUUAUAAAUUAUUUGUUGGCCAUCAAUGCAGAGCUGAGAUGUCUGCAUUGCAUAGAAAAUAUUAUAAGCUGGUGUCCUCAUAAAUUAAAGCUUAAAUUUUAUACUUAUAAUAUAACUCUGUCAAAAAUGAGGUCAGUUGAAAACAUCGAACAGCACAGUUAAAUAUGAGAACUUGCAAAAAAGCAAAAAUACAAAAAUGGUAAUGUACUCAAUAAAGUUUGAUACGGGGAUGUUCUGCCCAAAGGUUCAACCCCUUAGCCUUUCAUAUAUUACCGUUUUGGACAGAAAAGGUGCCUCUUUUGUAUAACAUUUAUUGACAAGUGGUUCCCCUUUCACAAACUAGUUAAGAACACGGCAUACCUUUUAAAUGCUCUAAAUGAACAGUCUUUUAACUAUGAAUAAAUCACACUAACAAAGGAAGUUUUCUGGUCUUUUUCACAGCCAUAAAUUGUACCUGUCAGCCCUUUUAGGUACUUGCACAGACCACACUGACAGAUUUCCCUUCCCCUUCUUAUACUUCACCUUGUGAAAUCCCUCCCUUUUCAUAUACUUAAAGCCUGAAAAAGGUACCCCUUUGGGCGGAGCCUCCCCAUCUAGGCCAUUAUUAUCCCCCCUGGCUCCCUGGGUUUCUUAUUGUUUGAAGGAAUACAGGAAAGGGCUAUUACACAUAAAAAUGUUGGAAACUGGGAAACUGCUUACCUACCCCUCCCCUAAGCCACCAUUUUGCCUUAAGUGAGAAGUAAGUGUUUAUGUUGGCUUAGGGGAGGGGUAGGUGGGGCAGUUUCCCAGAAACGUGUAAUGAUCCAAAGUGUCAAUUUUACUUGUUCACAUUACGUAACGGUCUAAAUGAUGCACAGACAACAAGAAAAUAUGUGUGCAUGUAAUGUUACAGCUUCAUUUCUUUUUUGUUAUAGCUGCAUCAUGGGUUAUCUCUCCU